Molecule: messenger RNA, 951 nt
Organism: Mauremys reevesii (Reeves's turtle)
Lineage: Eukaryota; Metazoa; Chordata; Testudines; Geoemydidae
Exons: 3
Coding region: 190-951 (253 amino acids)
Biological process (GO): phagocytosis, recognition; complement activation, classical pathway; defense response to bacterium
Cellular component (GO): immunoglobulin complex, circulating; blood microparticle; external side of plasma membrane
Molecular function (GO): immunoglobulin receptor binding; antigen binding
Source: RefSeq, a predicted model, not a curated record
GCCUUGUCCCUCAGCCUGCAGGAGAGCGAAGCUGCAUCCGCGGUGUCGUGGCAGUUAAGGGUUAAUUCUUCCCGCCCCUAGGCCCUUAAAGGGACGGUGACAGGCGCAGGAGUGUUCGGACACGUGGCUGUUAAAGAGGAGCUGGUCUCUGAGCGACAAGGCGGGGGCGAGCGGGCUGCGUGUGUGUCAAUGUCAGCGAGCGAGCGAGUGAGCCGGGAGGUGUGUGAAGGGCUCGCCUCGCUCCGUGACACCAGACACUGCUCAGUAUUUGCACCAGCCCGCCCCCACCCCCGGCUCUGGGUCUCAGGAUCCAGCAGACGCUGCGGAGGGUUUCAGAGACUCUCCCCAGAGGAAGAAGCCGGUGUCCGCAUCUCCGGCUAUUCUGCUUCGGUCCGAGACACGAUGACCUGGCUCUCAGCUGCUCUGCUGGCCCUGGCCCCAUGUGCCCUUUCCCAGGUGCAGCUGGAGGUGUCCGGCCCUGGGGUGGGGCAGGUCUCCGAGCCCCUCACACUCACCUGCGCGGUCUCGGAUGGCUCCGUCACUGCUGAUUAUUGGGAUUGGUACCGGCAGCUUCCCCGGGGAGCGCUGGACUGGCUGGGGGAGAUUGACUGGCACAACUCGCGGUGGCGCGUACGCUACGCCCCGUCUGUCCAAGGCCGAGUCACCCUCUCCGCCGAUUCCUCCAAGAACCAGUUCUCCCUGCAUCUCCGCUGGCUGACAGCUGCGGACACCGCCACCUAUUACUGCGCCCGGAGAGACACAGUGACACAGGGCUUGCUCCCCUCUGCGGGGGACAAGGUGGGGGAGCCCUUCUCUUUUACCGACCGACUUCUGCUGGAGACAGAGGGACAGAGAGAGACACACCCACAGAUCCACGAGAAGAUCUCACCUCACCCACCUUGGAUCUCCAAUAUCCCGGGCCGACAGGGACAGAACAACUCUGCAGAGUGA